Messenger RNA from Hypanus sabinus (Atlantic stingray), 2919 nucleotides. Its product is annotated as leucine-rich repeat-containing protein 27-like. The record is from RefSeq and is a predicted model, not a curated record. Lineage: Eukaryota; Metazoa; Chordata; Chondrichthyes; Myliobatiformes; Dasyatidae. The transcript is spliced from 10 exons. Gene Ontology annotation, molecular function: protein binding. The coding region runs from base 44 to 1369 and encodes 441 amino acids.
GGGGCGCUUGGUUGUGGAGACGGACGGAGGCCGUAGGCGGGGAAUGGAGCUGGAAUCGCUGCGGCCCAGCCCAAUGGGCAGUGAGGCUGAGGCGGCGUUCUCGUCCAGCGGCUCAAGCUCCCUUGGGGAAAUGGUUGAUUUAGCUGGUCGGGGGCUGGAGCAGGUGCCUGAACACGUUCUCGAAAGGACUGGCUUGGAGUAUUUGUAUCUGGAAGGAAAUUCUAUAUCUGAACUUUCUGAAGACUUCUUUCAUCGAUUACCAAAUCUUAUCUGGUUGGAUUUACGAAACAAUAAGCUCACAAGCCUUCCUCUUUCAAUUGGGGAUCACAGAUGCCUUAAAACACUGCUUCUUGAAGGAAAUCCUAUACAAAAGCUGCCAGUGGAACUCGGUAAUGUGACCUCAUUGAAGGCCCUGAAUCUUAGAAAGUGUCCAAUUGAGUUUCCUCCUGAUGGUGUUCUGCAUCAAGGAUUAGCAGCCAUUCUGGCCUUCCUCAAAACGCCUAGGGCAGUAGAAGCAGAGCCUACAGCAGAAUCUGCAUAUGCUACAGAAAUGCCGGUGAUAGAAAAACUGCAGCUGAAUGCACGAACGGAAUCAAGUUUAGAUUUCUCCAAUGAGAAGGAGCGGCAACAGUUCAAAAUACUGAAACAGAAACUAGCACAAGAAGAGAGAAGAGAAGGAUUUCUCCAAUCUAGAAAAGACCGGGGUGCAGGUUUCGUGUCAACUGUGCCCAGCAUUCUGAGAAAGGAAGAUUCUAAUCCAAAUACAAUAUUUCCAGCGUCAAAAGCUUAUGAUGUGUCCAUUCAGGCCAAGAGAAAGGAAGAACUUAGACUAGCUGCACUGAAGGAGCUCAAAGAAAAGCAAGCAUAUAUUGAACAGAGGAAAUUAGAUUAUAAAGUAUUGAAGAAUUGGAGGGAUAAAGCAAAGUUGAUGCAAGAAAAGAAAGAAAAAGAAAGAAUGCAAAGGUCUCCACAUCUAUCAGAAAAGAACAUGACAGUGAAGAAUGCACCAUUUGCUACAGAUCCAAACUAUUACCACGCAGUAAGAGUCAUUGAUGCAAAAAGAACACCUGUCCACAAAAAUAACCAAAAAGUGGAUUUUGAAAAGGAAGUGGAAGAAUUAAGAGCUGCUGAAGAUCGUGACUUGCAACUACGGAUCCAGCAGCAUAUUGAAUUGAUGCAAGCUAGAAGAAAACAACCAAAGGGAACACCACAAGAAGAAUUAGAGGCUGCAAAGAGAGAGUUAGAAGUUGCUGUAAAUCUGAAAUCGGAACUUGCAAGAAGAAAAAUCAUAGAUAAUCCACUGGAAAGUAAUUUUAAUGCAGUCACUGAAAAAAUUCCAUUUAGCAUUCCACCCAUUACCAGUUCCUAAAUUGGUAAUUCUGACAGUUCAAAUUGAUGACCUCACUACAGUUCACAAUGGAUGUGAGAUAAUUGGUAGUGUCAGGCAAGUUAAUAUUCACCAUUUAGAAUAAAUUAAAUCAAUGUUUUUCUCGAUAAAUUCUGUUUCAGCUUAUAAUUAUUUGACUGCAACAAGAAAUCAUUUGUUAUAAAACUUUUUAUUAUCUAUAUGUGCAAAUCUUGAAGCUCUUUUAUUCAUCUACCAGAAUAAAUAAUACUAUAUUUUGUUAAAAUGGUUAAUGAGUCUUUUUCUUGUUUUUUUUUCCUGUUCUUUCUUGAGAUGAAUAGCCAAGGCCAGCAAUGUUGGCUAUUCCUUAUUUCUCUUAAGAAGAAGUUGUUAAAGUGCCUUCCAAAAUGACUGGUCGUUCUGGUGAAGGGACUCUCAUAGUCUUGUUAGGUAUGGAGUUCCAAGAUUUAAUACAGCAAUAUUGAACAAAUGUUGCUGUCCCUAAGAUGAUGUGCUAACCUGGUGUUCAAUUUGGCAAAUAAUUUGCAACUGAUAGUGUUCUAAUGUACCUGUUGUCUUUGCCUGUAUAAAUAGUAUAACUUACUGAUCCGAGAACUGCUGUUGAAGUAGAUGUGUGAAUAACUACGUAUCUUUUGGAGAUUAUAUAAUUGCCACUAUGUUGCACUUAGGGUUAAAUAGAUAUCACCCUUAUGAACUUAUUUUUCAUGAAUUUUUAGAGGGCCUCAAGGGUUGGUGGAACGGCAUUAGUUCAGGUGUUACGUACCCGUGGCACGUGACAGUGGUACCCUUGUCACGUGACUGGGGUUGAAGCUAUACUGGACUUGAGGUAAUGGUCUUGUGAUGGUGGAGAGACGUCAUUUUCCCGCCAGUAGAGGUCAUGUGACAGGUUUUUUUUACAGGGUAUAAAAGGAGGACCCCUCCCUGUGAGGAGGGGCAGUUCGUGGCUGUAUUUGCCAUGUUGACUUCAUGCCACUGCGUGAUUUAACGUUAUGACACAGUUUAGUUGAAAGAUGAAGUUUUAUCUAAUGCCUAAAGUUUAAAAGGUCAUUGCCAGCAGUUUCUUUAUAACACUGCUAGUUGAGAGUCAGUGGAGAGUGAAGAUCGGAGUUUGGGAGUUGAAAGAUCGAGGAGAAUCGAUUUCAACGGUGUAACAGGUUCGACCUUGUUUGAUCCUCAUUCGGAAGGAAUUUGUUGACUGUUCUCAUGUUAAUCCCUGUGAAAUAGCAGAAAGGAUUGGGAACAGUUUUGUAAAGGAAAGGUCAGUGCCUUUAAGCCGGUCCAUUUGUCCAUCUACGUAAAUUCUUCAUGGGAAAAGUUCAAUUUGGGAACCGAAGCAACACGAUGUGAAAGAGAAUUUAAAUCAUCUUAAAAAGUCUCUCCCUUAAAUGGACUGUAAGCAUUUUGAACUUUUGCAAUACUACUUUGAAGAACUGUUUAAGCUGCCUUGCUUUAAGAACUGUUUAAGCUGCCGCACAGCAGCUGAUUUCCAGUUAUGUGAGUGGUUUGUUUACUUUUGGGGGGGUUUGUUUUCAGUGUUUAAUAAACAUGUUAUU